UUUUGUUUACAGAAAGUGGUGAUGCUUACUUUAGCAUCGACCCUAAGAUUACAAAUGAACUGAUGAAGAAGAAGGAGGAGGAGGAAAAAAGAAAGAGAAGAGCAGAUGAGAGGGCUAUGAAGGUGAAGAAACGGACGGACACUCUCAGAUCAUCAACAGGAGGUGUUCCCCACAUCUCAGACAUGAGGAUUGUGUUGCUGGGAUAUAGAGGUGUUGGGAAGAGUUCAUGUGGAAACACCAUCCUGGGCAGACAGGAGUUCCAGACUCCAGGAAGAACAGCUGAGUGUGUGAAGAGAGAAGGAGAAACAGCAGGCAGACACAUCACUAUAGUGGAGGCACCAGGGCAGUCGGCAUACACUGCAGAACGCACUCCUGAACGUGUUAAACGAGAAAUUGUCCUCAGUGUGUCUCUGUGUCCUCCAGGACCCCAUGCUCUACUCUGGAUCAUUAGGGCAGAUUUGUCAUUCACAGAGAAAUUCAGAAGAGGAGUACAGGAACACCUGGAGCUCCUGGGUGAGAGAGUCUGGAACCACACCAUAGUGCUGUUCACCGCAGGGGACUGUCUGGGAGACACAAGCAUUGAGCAGCACAUUGAGAGGGGAGGAGAGGCUCUGCAGUGGGUUGUAGAGAAAUGUGGCAACAGGUACCAUGUUUUAGACAAUAAGAAGAGAGAUGGUGACCAGGUGACAGAGCUGCUGGAGAAGAUAGAAGAGAUGGUGACGGUGAACAGUGGUCAUCACUUUGGCUUUGAUAACAACAUGCUGAUUACACUGAUGGAGAAGAAGAAUGAAGAAAAGAGAAGAGCAGAGCAGAGGAAGAUGAAGGUGCAGAAACAGAGAGAGACGCUCAGAUCAUCAGCAGCCCUUCUGGAGCUCUCGGGUGUGGGUGUGUGA
Messenger RNA from Engraulis encrasicolus (European anchovy), 893 nucleotides. RefSeq names its product GTPase IMAP family member 4-like. The transcript is spliced from 3 exons. Gene Ontology annotation, molecular function: GTP binding. Lineage: Eukaryota; Metazoa; Chordata; Actinopteri; Clupeiformes; Engraulidae. The coding region runs from base 63 to 893 and encodes 276 amino acids. The record is from RefSeq and is a predicted model, not a curated record.